Oryzias latipes (Japanese medaka) is the source of this 2793-nucleotide messenger RNA. RefSeq names its product DnaJ (Hsp40) homolog, subfamily C, member 3b (gene dnajc3b). Gene Ontology annotation, molecular function: misfolded protein binding; protein-folding chaperone binding. Gene Ontology annotation, cellular component: endoplasmic reticulum. Gene Ontology annotation, biological process: protein folding in endoplasmic reticulum. Lineage: Eukaryota; Metazoa; Chordata; Actinopteri; Beloniformes; Adrianichthyidae. The record is from RefSeq and is a predicted model, not a curated record.
GGAGGAGACAGUGUCAGAAAAAAAAGGUUUCGUUUCCUAAGUAUUCACGCUACCGGCGCUUUCGUUUACCCCUAUUACAUUUAGAGAAAUUUACUUAGCAAUAAGCGAAAAAAGAGUUGUUGUCUAACUAACGAAAUUUGAGCUGUUAACUUUGUUCGGGAACCUUCCUCCGACGUCUCUAAUUUCUGCCCGGACUGCUGGCGGACUGGGACCGUAAAUAAACGGUCCUAGCAGCUCUGGUGGUCUGACAACAAGCGGCGGCGAAACGAUGAAGAUAGAGGCUCUUCCAUGAAACAGAGCAGCGGUUUCAGGUGGGGCAAAGUGGUGGGGUCUGUGUGGGUCGGUGUCGCGGCGUGAGGACGUCCAUGGAGCCGUAUCGGCGGGCAGGAGUCAGCGGGCUGCUGUGCUCCCUUCCGCUGCUGUGCGUCCUGCUGGACAUGCAGCUGGACGGCGUGUUCGGGGCGACCCGGGCGGAGAUCGAGCAGCACCUGGAGAUGGGCCGCAAGCUUCUGGCGGCGGGUCAGCUGGCUGAGGCUCUGUCGCACUACCACUCUGCUGUGGAGGGAGACUCUAAGAACUACCUGACCUACUACAAACGGGCUGCCGUGUUUCUGGCUUUGGGCAAAUCCAAAUCCGCUCUGCCGGAUCUGACCCGAGCCAUCGAGCUCAAGCCUGAUUUCCUGGCGGCCCGGCUGCAGAGAGGGAACAUCCUGUUGAAGCAGGGGAACACGGAGGAGGCCAGAGCCGACUUUGAGUCGGUGCUCAAGCGCUCCCCAGACCAGGAAGAAGCUCGCCAGCAGCUGAUGAAGGCCAGCGAGCUGGAGGGUCUGCAGGAGGAGGCCUACGCCGCACACCAUCAGGGAGAAUACAGCGCCGCCAUCGCCGUUUUAGAGAGGGCCAUAGAAAUUUCUCCCUGGGAUCCGGACCUGCGGGAGCUGCGAGCCGAAUGCUACGUCAGAACGGGCGAUCCACAGAAAGCCAUCCAGGAUCUGACGCCCACGACGAAGCUGCGCAACGACAACCGGGCAGCUUUCCUGAAGCUCAGCCUGCUGCACUACAGCCUGGGGCAACACCACGAGUCCCUCAAUCACGUCAGGGAGUGCCUGAAGCUGGACCAGGAUGACAAGGACUGCUUCAACCACUACAAGCAGGUGAAGAAGCUCAGCAAACAGCUGGACUCUGCAGAGGAGCUGAUUCUAGAGGAGAGGUAUCGAGAUGCCAUCGACAAGUAUGAGUCUGUGAUGAAGACAGAGUCAGAUGUCCCGUUUUACACCAACCUGGCAAAAGAGAGAAUCUGCUUCUGUUUUGUAAAGUUGAACCUGGUCAGCGAGGCCAUCGACGUGUGUUCAGAGGCUCAUCAGAGGGACCCCCGCAACGCCAAAAUCCUGCGGGACCGAGCAGAAGCCUACAUCCUCAACCAGGACUAUGAGAAGGCCGUGGAGGAUUACCAGGAGGCGCGAGAGUUCGACGGCGACAGCAACGACAUCAAAGAGGGUCUGGAGCGAGCGCAGAAGCUGCUGAAAGUCUCUCAGAAGAGGGACUACUACAAGAUCCUCGGAGUCAGCAGGAGCGCCAACAAGCAGGAGGUCAUCAAAGCGUACAGGAAGCUGGCUCAGCAGUGGCACCCCGACAACUUCCAGUCUGAGGCGGAGAAGAAGGAGGCGGAGAAGAAGUUCAUCGACAUCGCGUCGGCCAAAGAGGUCCUCACCGACCCCGAAAUGAGACAGAAGUUCGACUCGGGCGAGGAUCCUCUGGACCCGGAGAACCAGCAGGGCGGAGGCGGCGGUCAGAGGCCGUGGCCUUUCCACUUCAACCCCUUUGAUUCUGGAGGCAGCUUCCACUUCAAGUUUGAGUACAACUAGACCCCAGGAGGUUUGUGGAUUGGGGACGGACUCCUCAGGACGUCUUCAUCUACGUUGGUGCAGUUUCAAAACUUCUGACUUUUCUUCUUCUUCAAUCUGGACCUUCCUCUGAAUCCAGAGGAAGACUCUAGGAAACCUAAAGGUGGUGGUUACAGGAAACUGAAGCACUUUGUGCCAUUUUUGAAUCGUCUACAGGCAGGUUUGCCUCUUAGGAUUCUUUUUUUCUCAAAUGUGACAUUUUGGAGUCUCCUCUUUCUAUUUAAAGACUUUGAGGAGCUUCCAAAGAAACGAUGAGGUUCAAACGUGAAACUUCUGAAGGUUGAAAUCCUGUGGAUGGAACUCUGUCGUUGCAGUUUUCUGCUUUAAACUGCAGCUCAUUGGCCUUUCAAAAAAAAGAUGAUCAAAAUAAAAAAAAGCUGCAAAUAUAUUUAGGUUCAAAGGCUUUAAUCUCCAAACGUCCACAAAUGGAGAGAAGUUGGAGCUUUUUAAAAGUCCUUCAGAGAACCUGAAGACUCUUUGGUUGCCAUCCCAGAAACUGCUUUAUAAUUAGAACAAGUCAGAUGUUCUGCAGAGCCGGAGCUCGAGUUUCUGCGGCGUCUGUAUUUCACAAAGACGCGGAGAAUGUUUAUGCGAAGGCGGAAAACUUAAGGCGGAAGUUUGAGGAAAGAAAACGUGACGGCUGUAGGUGCUGCCAUGAAAAACCAUGUUACGCCCCAUCUCCAUUUUAUUUCUGUUUGCACAACUUUAAGUUAUUUUUACCAGGUUAAGAAAUGGAACUGGUUCUACGGCUUACUGUGUGGACUUUAAUGUGACCGUAUUUAAAGAUGAAGUCUCAUUUGUUGACGGCAUCGAUUUACUGUUGCCAAACUGAACCUGCUGACAUGUUUUGAGUGUAAUAAAACAUGUAAAUGAUUCGUUUGCACUCCUUUUA